This is a messenger RNA of Aspergillus candidus, 857 nucleotides long. RefSeq lists its product as uncharacterized. The transcript is spliced from 2 exons. The record is from RefSeq and is a predicted model, not a curated record. NCBI's taxonomy places the organism in Eukaryota, Fungi, Ascomycota, Eurotiomycetes, Eurotiales, Aspergillaceae. The coding region runs from base 171 to 797 and encodes 208 amino acids.
GUUUCACUGUCCUGUCUUUGAAUAAGAGUAUAAAUCUUGUCUCUGCCCCGACGAAAUUGCCUGUUCUUUUCCCCUCGAACUCUUUGAUAUCAAGUCAUCCGCCGUGCUUCACUUCUCAGCUCGUCUCAAACUGAUCUUCGUUUGUACCGUAUCCACGCGAUUAACUCGUGAUGGCAUGGCAAUUUGGUCAACAGCCCAUCUGGGAAGGGUAUCAUGGUAUGGAUAACAUGCACCACCCUUUGGCUACUCCAGGUGCGGAUUGGCGCCCUACCGCAGAAGUCAAUGAACCAACGUCUAUUCCAUCUCCUGAUUAUGGUACACCCUUCCCCACCUACCUCAUACCUAUCCCAAGCGACGGUGGCUUAGCCUUCCAUGAGCCAUAUCCCCGGGACAGGGCGAUGAGGCAGACCACGUCUCUUCGCCUUCUCCACCAACCUGCCGCAAUUUCCAAUCCACGGUCCGCACGCAGCUCUUCCGCCAGCGGAUUGGCUCAACCAUCAUCAAACGGACGACGCCUCGCAGUUGGCGAGACUAGCCGCCAGAGACGGAGCUCGCAGACUCCGUCUCAGAGAAACAAUCGCACCGCCAAUCCCCGCAGAACGACUCCCCUGCAAUGCAAGUGGGAAGACUGUCACUAUCUCGGCAGGUUCCAACGCGUCUCUGAGCUCAUCCGCCAUAUUCGCAACCUGCACAUCACUCCGCUCGCUUAUCCUUGUCCUGUGCCGGAUUGUGACAAGACCUGUAACCGGGAAGAUAAUCUUCUGCAGCAUAUGCGUACCCGCCAUAAUCUUCGUUGAGUGGUGUUGUUUGUCUUUCUCUCUGUCUAUGUGUGUGUGUGUGUGUGUGUGUGUGUGUGU